Molecule: messenger RNA, 2982 nt
Organism: Ceratotherium simum simum (southern white rhinoceros)
Lineage: Eukaryota; Metazoa; Chordata; Mammalia; Perissodactyla; Rhinocerotidae
Source: RefSeq, a predicted model, not a curated record
AUGAACUCCUCUACUAACAUCUCUGUAGAUGACGGUUCCUAUGAGAAGCUUCUGUCUUACCUUAUGGGCCUGGAUCAGUAUCAGCUGGAGGAAUUCAAACUUUGCCUCCAGUCCCCACAGCUGCUGCCUGAGAACUUCCAGAAGAUCCCCUGGGCAGACUUGAAAGCUGUUAAUCCCACUAAUCUAUUGUGUCUGUUGAAUGAAUACUUUCCAGAAAGGCAGUUAUGGGAAGUGACCCUCAGCAUCUUCGAGAAAAUGAAUCUGACUUCAUUAUGUGAGGAAGUUAGAGCAAAGAUGAAUGAGAUUGCACAGGCGCAGGAACCUCAAGAUCCCAACCAAGAAGAACCAGGGAUGCCAGAGGAAGAAACAGUACACAGAAGAAGAUAUAGAGAGAGGAUGAAGGCUAAAAUAUUGGUGAUGUGGGACCAUAUCCCAUGGCCUGAAGACCACAUAUAUCUCCGCAAUGUGACAGAGCAGGAACAUGAAGAACUGAAGAGCCUCCUGUAUCCUAAUAGUAUUGGAGCCCAGCCCCAGACGAUAGUCUUGGAGGGUAGAGCAGGAGUUGGGAAGACCACCCUGGCAAUGAAGGUCAUGCUGCAUUGGGCAGAGGGCUUUCUCUUUCAGCACAGGUUCUCCUAUGUUUUUUAUAUCAGCUGCCAUAAAGUGGAAGAGAUGGAGGAUACCACCUUUGCAGACCUGCUUUCCCAAGACUGGCCUGAGUCUCAGGCCCCCAUUGAAGAGUUCAUGUGUCACCCUGAGAGGCUCCUGUUCAUCAUUGAUGGCUUUGAGGAAAUGGCCUUGCCUUCCAAGUGGGACGAUAGCCUGCCAUAUACAGACUGGUACCAGAAGCUCCCGGUGGCCAGAAUCCUACUCCACUUGUUGAAGAAAGAAUUGGUUCCCACAGCUACCUUACUGAUUACAACAAGAGACUAUAGAGAUGGAGAUCUUAAAAAGCUGUUAUUGAAUCCAUGGUUUGUACUAAUCUCAGGAUUCACAGAGGGAGACCGGGAGGAGUAUUUCAUCAGGUACUUUGGUGACCAAAACAAAGCCAAGAAAAUCUUACAUUGGAUAAGAAGAAAUGAAACUCUGUUUCAUUCCUGCUCUGCCCCUCUGGUGUGCUGGACUGUGUGUUCCUGCCUGAGGCGGCAGAUAGGGAGAAAUCCUCAUUUCCGACUGAGCACCCAGACCACCACCAGUCUGUAUGCCUAUUUUUUCUCCAGCUUGUUCACAACAGCAGAGGUGAAUUUGUCAGAUCAGAGCUGGCCAGAACAGUGGAGGGCCCUCUGCUCUCUGGCUGCAGAGGGGAUGUGGUUUUCGAACUUUACAUUUGCAAAAGAGGUCAUUGAACACCGGCGCUUGGAAGUACCUCUCAUUGAUUCUCUCUUCAGGUUGAAUAUUCUUCAAAAGGUCAGUGGCUGUGAGGAUUGCAUUACCUUCACUCACCAAAGUUUCCAGGUGUUUUUUGGGGCCAUGUUCUAUGUGCUCAGGGGAACAGAAGGAUCCUUUGGUGGUCCCACAAAGCAUCAAGAGAUGAGAGUACUACUGAAUGAUGCCUUCGCUGACACAAACUUCUAUUGGAAUCAGAUGGCUCUGUUUUUCUUUGGUCUUUUAAAAAGAGACAUAGCAAGAGAACUGGAAGAUACUUUGCAUUGUAAGAUGUCUCCCAGGAUAAUGGACGAAUUAUUAGAAUGGGCAGAAGAGUUAGAUAAGUUUGACCCUGUCUCCAUCCGGUUUGAAUUCCUACAGUUUUUUCAGUGCUUAUAUGAGACUCAGGAGGAAAACUUUGUAAGGCAGAUUUUGAAUCACCUCCUUGAAGCUGACCUCAACAUUUUUGGGCAUCUACAACUCCGAGUUUCUUCGUUUUGCCUAAAGCUCUGUCAAAGGUUGAGUAAACUAAGGCUAUCUGUCAGUGGUCCCAUCCCUCACACAGAAUUGACUUUUGACUUGGAAACUCUGGAGACAAGGCUUGUCGAUUCCAAGAUACGUCAGUGGCAAGGUAUUUGCUCUGUGUUUUGCAAUGGAAAUGUGAGAGAGCUGUACCUGAGUAACAGUGAGCUUAAUGCUUCAUCUAUGAAGAAACUCUGUUAUGAGCUGAGAAAUCCAAGGUGCAAACUCCAAAAACUGACGUGCAAAUCGAUAACUCCUGUGAGGAUUCUGAAGGAGCUUGUCCUUUUGCUUUACGGUAAUGACAAGCUGACCCAUCUCAACCUGAGCUCGAAUAACCUGGGAGUUACUGUGUCCUUGAUGAUUUUUAGAACCUUGAGGCACUCAGCCUGCAACCUCAAGUAUCUGUGCCUGGAGAAAUGCAACCUGUCAGCGGCCAGCUGUCAGAAUCUGGCCUUGCUUCUCACCAGCACUCAGAGAUUGACUCGACUGUGCCUGGGGUUCAAUCAGCUCCAAGAUGAUGGUGUGACGCUGCUGUGUUCUUCCCUGACUCACCCCGAGUGUGCGUUACAGAGAUUGGUGCUUUGGUUCUGCCAGCUCGGGGCACCCAGUUGCAGGCACUUGUCAGACGCUCUCCUCCAGAACAAGAGUUUGACGCACCUGAAUCUGAGGAAGAACAACCUGGGAGAUGAGGGAGUGAAGGUUCUGUGUGAGGCCCUGAGUCGUCCAGAUUGCAACCUGCAGAACCUGGAUUUGUCAGACUGUUCUUUCACAACGGAGAGCUGUGGGGAGCUUGCUAAUGCCCUCAAGCACAAUCAUAAUGUGCAAAUUUUGGAUAUUGGGAAAAAUGAUGUUCAGGAUGAUGGAGUGAAACGACUCUGUGAGGUUCUAAAACAUUCGAAUUGUGCCUUGAACACAGUUGGGUUGGAGAAAUGCAAUUUGACACCUGCUUGCUGCCAGCCUCUCUCCUCUGUUCUCAGAAGCUGUAAAAGCUUGGUUAAUCUGAACCUUCUCGGAAAUGACUUGGGGCCUGAUGGAGUCAACAUGCUCUGGAAGUCCUUGAAAAAAUCAACGUGCAAACUACGAAAACUCGGGUAA